Arctia plantaginis is the source of this 375-nucleotide messenger RNA. The record is from the annotation of a GenBank genome assembly. Lineage: Eukaryota; Metazoa; Arthropoda; Insecta; Lepidoptera; Erebidae.
AUGGCCGCCAAGCAGGCAAUUCAAGUCGGCACAAAAAUCGUAAAACCAGUGCUAUCCACAAAUCAUGCUGAAGCAAGAUUGAGAGUAUUAAGCUUAUACAAGGCUUGGUAUCGUCAAAUCCCUUACAUUGUGAAGGAAUUUGACAUCCCAAAGUCAGAAAACCAGUGCCGUGAAAAACUGAAGGAGCUCUUUAUGACAAACAAGGAUGUGACUGAUAUCAGAGUUAUUGAUUUACUUGUCAUCAAGGGUCAAAUGGAAUUACAAGAAUCGGUAAACAUGUGGAAGCAGAAAGGACACAUCAUGGCAUAUUUCAAGCCAACUGAAGAGCCAAAGCCGAAAGGCUUCCUUUCGAAAUUCUUCAAUUCAAAUGAAUAA